Molecule: messenger RNA, 1216 nt
Organism: Nilaparvata lugens (brown planthopper)
Lineage: Eukaryota; Metazoa; Arthropoda; Insecta; Hemiptera; Delphacidae
Product: zinc finger protein 239-like
Exons: 1
Biological process (GO): regulation of transcription by RNA polymerase II
Molecular function (GO): RNA polymerase II cis-regulatory region sequence-specific DNA binding; DNA-binding transcription factor activity, RNA polymerase II-specific
Source: RefSeq, a predicted model, not a curated record
AUAUACGAACCCACACCAAAAGAGAAGCCUUUCCAGUGUACAGUCUGUAAUAAAAGCUUCUCUCAGAAUUCUAAAUUGACUUCUCAUAUGCGUACUCACACCAAUGAGAAGCCUUUUCAGUGUACAGUCUGUACAAAAAUGUUCCCGAAUCCUCGUAAUUUGAAAGUUCAUUUGCGCACUCACACCAAUGAGAAGCCUUAUCAGUGUACAGUCUGUACAAAAACGUUCUCACAGUCAAGUCAUCUAACACUUCAUUUCCGUACUCACACCAAAGAGAAACCCUACCAGUGUUCAGUCUGCACCAAAAGAUUCUCUGUUUCUCAUAGCUUGACAGUUCACACGCGUAUUCACACCAAUGAGAAGCCUCAUCAGUGUGACGUCUGUACAAAAACGUUCUCACAGUCAAGUCAUCUAACAGUUCAUUUGCGUACCCACACCAAAGAGAAACUCUACCAGUGUUCAGUCUGUUUAAGAAGGUUUUCUGAUAAUUCUACUUUGACCACUCAUAUGCGAACUCAUACCAAAGAGAAGCCUUACAAAUGUACAGUCUGUACAAAACGAUUUUCCCAGUCUAGUAGUUUGACUUCUCAUUCCCGUAUUCACACCAAAGAGAAACCUCAUCCGUGUUAUCGGAUGGGCACGUUCAACUGUCGGUCCCGGCUGAAGUAUGACCAGGGGCGAGGCGUGACUUUUUGGUUCAGUCAUCUCCAGGAAAUUCAGUUGAAAGUUUGAAUGAAAGCUGCACCCCCUCCCCUACUCUAAAGAUAAUGUUUUAUUUUGGACGUUUAUUUAUCGAGAGAGAUGACAUCUAGUACAAGAUAAGCUUUCUAUUCAAAAUCCUAGAGUUUGAAUGUCUAGAACUUGGCUAGUAAGACUAUGAGAAAUAAUAAUAAUUAUCAUCAAUAACAAAUUGCAACAUAAUAAUUAUCGUACGGUUUGCAACACUGACGCGGAACUGAAGUGGAAUCGCAGAAAAUAGCGAUUUCUUUGACAGUUUACUCCACCAUCGUUUACGGGGAGAGGGAGAGUGAUGAUGCAGAAGUGUGGUGGUAGCCAAUGCUAAAUAGCAUUACUGGAAUCGCAUGUUUUUUGAGAAUCACAUUGAACGGAUGGAACUAAUGAUGCAAUAGUCUACUUCAUUCAAGCUUGGCGCGCUCGCAAAAAACGUUUCUCUUUUGGUUUCCUCACCUUUUUCGUAUUUAUUUUAAAUAUUUUC